UCACACCUUUGUUUAUCAAAAAAAAAAAAACUAAUUUUACUGGGGUUGUAAACGAAAUAUAUGUCCACCUUGUAUUAAACAAAAGAAUAUUAAAAGACUUCGUCAUGGACUGCAAAUUGUUUAAGAAAAAAUCCGUGAUACUGAUUAAGUGUUUCUGCGGAUGCACCGACAUGACUCCCGCCGAGGUUCAAAGGAUCUACACCUUGUCCAACAGUGUCCACGAAACCCUCCUGGAUAAGGAUGCCACCACACUGCUCAGCAAUUACAUGAAGAGUAGGCGCUCCGGCGACAAGAACGAGGCCGAGCAGUACUUGGAAAUCUACGAGAAGUGCGCCCUGUUCCUGGCGGACACGCAGCACACCUUCACCCGGGACGAGGUGGAUGAGCUGGUCGAUCUAGGCCUGCCCUACGAUAUGGAGCGGGAUCUGAUCAGCCGCAUGCUCAGUGGCGAUCGGACGGACAUUAACAGCGGUCUCAAUCGCAUUCAGGGCAAAUGUCGCAACGAGAUUGAGGCCAGCAGCGAUUUCCGAGAGUUUAGGGACGCCAUCGCUGAUAAGAUGCGCCGGGUGCCGAAAUGAUAAAGUUUUUGCGAAUCAAUGCCAUUUGUGUUCACAUUGGUACCUUUGGUAGCUCGCUCUUUUAAUCUUUCCCAAUGCCUUUUCGGCUUCCACCACGCAUCACCCUGUAUCCUAGAUUAGUCAUGGUAAAACAACUAAGAAACAGAAACCGUCCUCCUAAUCACACUGCGGCUUUCGAGUCGAGCUAGAGGCUUAACUCAAAAAACAUUCACAUUCUAACAAUUAAACCCAAAACUUUACUUAUUUUAAUUUCAUAGUUGUUUUAAAAUGUUAGCUUUGUUAUUGUGUUACAAACUAGAGGUAGAAAUAUUUUCAAUUGAGAAAUAAAUUACUUGAUCCUGAAUAUCCCUCAGAAUUAAUUUAUGGUUUCCUGACCGUUACAAUACCUACAAAUAUAUAUCUAAACCAGAAACGCCUUAUAUAAAAAAGACUUAAACAAAAAAUUAAAACAACGUAUAAAAACAAGAACGAUCAUGAAAAUAGUACUUAUAAAAAAAAUAGAAAAUUACAUAAAAAAGUAGGUUUUUUAAGAUUUUAAUUGUGAUUUUUGUAAUAACUUGAUUAUCAAUAAAACAACUUAAUACAUGCAAAAAAA
Molecule: messenger RNA, 1173 nt
Organism: Drosophila rhopaloa
Lineage: Eukaryota; Metazoa; Arthropoda; Insecta; Diptera; Drosophilidae
Exons: 2
Coding region: 105-578 (157 amino acids)
Source: RefSeq, a predicted model, not a curated record